AUGCAAAGAGAUGAUAUUCUUUGCCAAGUUUGUACAUCAAAUAAAGCAAAGUAUAAAUGCCCUAAAUGUUUAACCCCAUACUGUACUGUUUCUUGUUUCAAAAAACAUAAAAGCCAAUGCAAAGAAGAAAUUAAAAGGUCUGAACCAAUAUUACCUAAACGAAAAGAUAAAAAAACAAACUAUUUAAGCGAUACAAUUAAAGAGAAAAUACUUGAAGACAAAAGACUGUUAGAAAUAUUACAAAUACCACGUACUAUUGAAUUGUUAAAAAUUGUUCAAGAAGAAGGUGUUGAUACCUUAAAGAGUUUGAUGUAUGGAGAAACACAAGAUGAUAUAAUUUUUCAAAACUUUGCAAUGAGAGUUCUUCAAGCGGUAGGAUUACGUGACUCACAAGGAGUCUGCAUUUUAUAA
This is a messenger RNA of Entamoeba dispar SAW760, 411 nucleotides long. RefSeq lists its product as uncharacterized. The record is from RefSeq and is a predicted model, not a curated record. The coding region runs from base 1 to 411 and encodes 136 amino acids. NCBI's taxonomy places the organism in Eukaryota, Evosea, Mastigamoebida, Endamoebidae. Gene Ontology annotation, cellular component: pre-snoRNP complex; nucleus. Gene Ontology annotation, biological process: snoRNA localization; box C/D snoRNP assembly; maturation of LSU-rRNA from tricistronic rRNA transcript (SSU-rRNA, 5.8S rRNA, LSU-rRNA). The transcript is spliced from 3 exons.